UAAACAAUGCAGUUAAAACUCGCCUGAGAAAAUUAACAGCGCCAGACAAUAAAGGAGCAUUUUUAAUCGAAAAAGAAAUAAAGAAACGAUACUAGUAACCGCCAUGUCAGUGAAUUAUGCUGCUGGACUUUCGCCGUACGCAGACAAAGGUGUUUGCGGACUCCCGGAGACGUUUGAUAGUCCUGAGGAGCUGAAGGCAAAAGCGGAGACUCUCGCUGAGUUGAUUAAAGAAUCUCAGUACUUGGUUGUCCACUCUGGAGCUGGAAUCAGCACCUCGGCAGGAAUCCCUGACUUCAGGGGUCCAAAGGGUGUUUGGACGUUAGAAGAAAAGGGUGAGUCACCUCAUUUCGAUACCACUUUUGAAGACGCCCGCCCCAGCUUAACUCACCUGGCCCUCCUGGGACUGCAGAGGGCCGGCUACCUCAAGUAUCUCAUCAGCCAGAAUGUGGACGGCCUGCAUGUUCGCUCAGGUUUCCCCAGAGACAUGUUAUCAGAGCUUCAUGGGAACAUGUUUGUGGAGGAGUGUGAAAAAUGUGGCAGGCAGUAUGUCCGAGAAAAGGUGAUCGGUGUGAUGGGGCUGAAACCAACAGGGCGUUACUGUGAUGUGGUUCGAUCCAGAGGACUCAGAGCAUGCAGAGGGAAGCUGAUCAGCACUAUACUGGAUUGGGAGGAUGCUCUUCCUGACAGGGACCUGAACAAAGCAGAUGAUGCAAGCAGACGAGCAGACCUGGCGCUGACUCUGGGCACGUCGAUGCAAAUCAAACCCAGUGGAGACCUCCCACUCCUCACCAAACGCAAGGGAGGGAAAAUAGUUAUUGUCAACCUGCAGCCAACCAAACACGAUAAGCAUGCACACCUGCGUAUCCAUGGUUACGUGGACGAUGUCAUGAAGCAUCUGAUGGAGAUGCUGGGAUUGGACAUCCCAAAAUGGGAGGGACCGACUGUCUGUGAGACGUCCAAGGCCACGUCUGAAUCCAGCGACGAUAUCAAACCACCACGAGGUGUUGUCGCAAAGGACAAGGUGAAAAAGGAGCCUAUUAAGAAGGAGAGGAAAAGAGAAGCAACUCAGCCAACAGAUGAUGUGAAGGAGGACACAGUUUCUGUAAAAAAGGAGAGAGCUGACUCUGCAGUGGAGAUAAAUGAGGAGAAAUAGCCUCAGGUACUUUUCUCUCACAAUACGUUCAUAGCAGAAACUAGCCCAGAAACAAAGCUUACAGCUGUGGGCGAUAUGUUUGAUCAAUAUCUUGGAGAACAGAGGUUUGUUUCAUCUUCUGGAACAAGGACUUUUCUCGUACUGUAGUGGUUUUCUUAAGAUUUCUGACACUCCCUUCACAGCCACGAGAGCCAGCAAGUCUCACAGAUUGACCUCCUCUCAUUAGGUGGACGCUUGAUGAAAAAUGUUGUUUUUGCCUAAUAGGAAAAGUUGUAACUGGGAUCUCAACGUUCCUCCUUUGCAUGUUAUGUAACUUGGAGCUUGACUUUCGAUGGAGAACCAGCCUUUUAACAGACAGAAUAAUGAGAUGAGAUGUGGAGCACAUCAUUAUAAAUAACAUUUUUAAUAAGGUACCUUAUUAAAAGCUUUAUUUAUAGCCAUGCGCUCCAGAUCAUGUCCCUGCAGAUCUUGUCUUUAAAGACUAUUUGGUUCGAUAUGUCAUGAAAAGGAAUGUCAAGAGAGCAUCUCCAAGACUGAUACAGUUCGGGGGAAUUUUAGGUCAAAUCUGAUUUUGGGUCGCAAAGUAAUCACGCUGUACAUUUCUAGGAAAAUAUUUUUAUCUCAGGAAAAGUCUGUGUACUCCCAUGGAAAAUGACACGUCAGAGUUUUUUUUUGUUGUUGUUGUUUUUUUAAAAAUAUUCUUUACGGUUUAAUUACAUUUUGCAAUAAACAAUAGUUUUGUGUUAGCA
Molecule: messenger RNA, 1902 nt
Organism: Stegastes partitus (bicolor damselfish)
Lineage: Eukaryota; Metazoa; Chordata; Actinopteri; Pomacentridae
Gene: sirt6
Product: sirtuin 6
Exons: 8
Coding region: 104-1153 (349 amino acids)
Biological process (GO): negative regulation of transcription by RNA polymerase II
Cellular component (GO): nucleus
Molecular function (GO): transcription corepressor activity; NAD+ binding; histone H3K9 deacetylase activity, NAD-dependent
Source: RefSeq, a predicted model, not a curated record